CCAAUCCCCAAUACAAGGCAUUCUUUUUUUUAUAUAAUCCCUUUUCGGUUACCUUUACAUUCCCACCACACCAGAAAAAAAAUUGUUUACCUUUUUGUUUCUUCACCGAUUUCUUAUCCAAAAAUGGCCAUCAGAAAAUCAAACAAAUUGUCACAAGCAGCACUAAUAAAGCAGAUUAUGAAGAGAUGCUCGAGUUUAACGAAGAAACAUGCAGGUUAUGAUGAAGAAGGACUUCCUGUAGACGUCCCAAAAGGGCAUUUUGUAGUGUAUGUUGGGGAAAACAGAAGCAGAUACAUUGUUCCAAUCUCGUUCUUGAAUAAACCUGAAUUUCGGAUUCUUCUGCAACGUGCAGAAGAAGAGUUUGGAUUUGAUCAUGAUAUGGGACUCACCAUUCCUUGUAAAGAAGAUGAUUUUCAGUCUCUGACAUCAAUGCUAAGAUGGAAUUAAUAUAAUGUUAUAAAUAAUUUUCAGGUUACUGCUAGAGAGAGAUCAAGAAGCUGCUGCUUUACUGCUAUAAAUUUUUUCUUUCUAUUUUCAUUUGAACUGUUGACUGGCUAACUCAGAACCCAUUAUCAGAUUUGGGUUUAGAUUGUGUAAAUCUAGGGGAAAAGUUCGGUUUUUCCUUACAGAGAUGUUUGUUUGUACUUGGAAACUUGUUCCCUGUGAGAGUACUUGUUAUGUAAUUUGAUCCCCUCCAAUUUAAA
This is a messenger RNA of Olea europaea var. sylvestris, 704 nucleotides long. Its product is annotated as auxin-responsive protein SAUR50-like. The record is from RefSeq and is a predicted model, not a curated record. Gene Ontology annotation, biological process: response to auxin. Lineage: Eukaryota; Viridiplantae; Streptophyta; Magnoliopsida; Lamiales; Oleaceae. Bases 124 to 447 code for a protein of 107 amino acids. The transcript has a single exon.